Messenger RNA from Pangasianodon hypophthalmus (striped catfish), 3411 nucleotides. It is a transcript of the gene naa60, whose product is annotated as N-acetyltransferase 15 (GCN5-related, putative). Gene Ontology annotation, cellular component: Golgi membrane. Gene Ontology annotation, biological process: N-terminal peptidyl-methionine acetylation. Lineage: Eukaryota; Metazoa; Chordata; Actinopteri; Siluriformes; Pangasiidae. The record is from RefSeq and is a predicted model, not a curated record. Bases 273 to 1001 code for a protein of 242 amino acids. The transcript has 7 exons. Gene Ontology annotation, molecular function: protein-N-terminal amino-acid acetyltransferase activity; histone acetyltransferase activity.
CAUACAGAGUGUAAUGAAUGCGUGUGAAGCUCCGCCCCCCGGAAGAGGCCGCGGUGUUGCUAGCGUUUGUCGACGCGCUAGCCUCGGAAGCUAAGCUGCUAAGCCGCUAACCGAGCAAACCCGAAGUCGCUAACCGAAUGUCUCAUCUCCGUCCUGGGUGCAAAUCUUCUCUCUGUCGCUGCCAUGAUUCCGCCGCUGUGAACCUUCUCCGCGGACGCCGAGCAGAGUAUUCGUCAAGACUUCCGCUUUUCCGACCGCCAAAUAAGGUGUGAAUGACUGACGUGGUGCCGCCCACUGCGCUCAGCGAAAUCAAACUCCGCCUCCUGUGCCAAGAUGACAUAGACAGUGUUAAAGUGCUGUGUGGUGAUUGGUUCCCCAUCGAGUAUCCCGACUCGUGGUAUCAUGACAUCACGUCGAACAAGAAGUUCUUUUCCCUGGCUGCUACCUUCAAGGGUGGCAUCGUGGGGAUGAUCGUGGCUGAAAUAAAGGGCAGAACAAAAGUGCACAAAGAGGAUGGAGACAUUCUGGCCUCCAGCUUUCCUGUUGACACUCAGGUCGCAUACAUUCUGAGCUUAGGAGUGGUGAAGGAGUUUCGAAAACAUGGAAUAGGCUCCCUGUUGCUGGACAGUCUGAAGGAGCACAUCUCCACGACGGCGCAGGACCACUGCAAGGCCAUCUACCUGCACGUGCUCACCACCAACCUCACGGCCAUUCACUUCUACGAGAACAGAGACUUUAAGCAGCAUCACUAUUUGCCCUAUUAUUACUCCAUCCGAGGAGUGCUGAAGGACGGCUUCACCUACGUCCUGUACAUCAACGGUGGACAUCCGCCUUGGACCAUCUUUGAUUAUAUUCAUCAUAUAGGAUCAGCGCUGGCCAGCUUAAGCCCGUGUUCCAUUCCACAGAGGAUCUACCGGCAAGCACAGAGUCUCCUGCGCAGCUUCCUGCCGUGGUCCAGCAUCUCGUCCAAGAGCGGCAUCGAGUACAGCAGAACCAUGUGAAGGACAGAAGUCUUUCCGUCUUACCAGCUCGACACCUGAACCUCAGCGUUGCCGAUUUUUACACAAAACCCGUCUCGGCCCUUUACAACGUUCAGGCCAUGUAUAAUAUCUGUACAUAAUAUAUACUCAUGAUUAAUAUAUGCAUCGUCUUUAUCCCACUCUCCUCUUAACGUGGCCCCUCCGUGAACUUCAUGCCUGUAAUUACGCUGCUGUGUAGAAAAUUUUCUAUAGUUUGCUCGUAUUUUUAAUAAUUUUUAUGUGUGCCUGCUCUGGAUAAGAAGGUCUAAGGACGCUCGUCGUACAAGUGCACGUUUUUUUUUUUUAAAUUGUGUUUGUUUAUGCGACGUUUUAAGUGAUGGUUUUAAUGCACAGCGUCGGUGCUGUAGAUCAUCAAGAAGUCACUUCUGACCUGUUUUUAAAUUUAAUCUGAAAUGAUCACGCCCAUAAACACAGUGUGUUUUGUUUUUAUACGCAUUAAAACAUGAAUGUAACAGAUAGUCGAUGGUGUAAACAGGUGAAAAUCAGGGAUUUCCAAAAACCAAUAAACAUUGUAAGGAACUGAUUGUGCGUUGCAUGUAGCUUCCUGUUAUGACUGCAGAGAGUUCAGUGGAUUUGGAACCAGGGUCAGGAUUCAUGGAGCGCGAUUUCUUUUUGGCGUGUCCUUUAGGAAAAGAGGCGAGGCACGUUCCUGUUUUACAGUCAUAAUAAACAUUUUUCACAAAACGUACAACAGUGUUAAAUUAAAGGCUCUUUUUUAAAACUCUUUUUCAAGGCCCAAGCUCGUUCUGAACAUUUUGUUUGAAACCUAAAAGCUGUUUUUCUUUUUUCCUCCUCAGACAAGUGAACUGAAGUGAACCGUGUGUGUGUGUGUGAAAGCGAUCAGGCGUCAAAUAACAUGAUUGGUAUAUGAACUUCCUGUUUCAGGUUCCACUAUGGCAGGAAAGCGAUGUUGUGGUCUGUAGAGGAGACAGGAUGAUAUCUCCAUAUAUGGACAGAGAGAAGGUAUUCAAGUGAAAACAACGCCUUAAAAGAUGCUGAAUUUUUUUUUUUUGCACUUAAACGAGCAGAAAGUCUUGAGUAAAAAAACACUAAUUGAAUCAAUUAAAUAAUUAAAUAAAACAUAUAGUAAAAAAAAUACCUCUAUGCAUCCAAAAAAAAAUCAGUAAGUGUGAAAAUAAAUAUGAUGAUCAUGACGUCCUGCUUGUCCAAAAAAAUUCAUUUAAUAAAAAAAAAAAAAAAAAAAAAAAAAAAAGCCAAAAUUUGGUCCUGGAUGCAGACGCGAGAAAUCUGACUUUGACCCAAAUGUUAAAAAAAACCAAAACAAAACAAAAAAAUGCAUCUAUAUAUAGCUGAGUGCAAAAGUUUUUGUCCCCAAGGAAAAAUUGAACCACAACUCUGUAAUAAAGUUUGUAUCCUAAUAAUAAUAAUAAUUUCACGUGUUACAUGACACCAAUCCAAAAUGUAAAGCGAUCUCAACAGAAAAACAUUUUCCGGGCCUUUAAACAGAGAUGUAAAGCUGAAUAUUACACCUGAGAGGAUAUAAAACCUAUAGGAUAAAAGGAUUCGUUUUAGAUUCGAAUGAGGAUUAGAGUUAUUAUGGAAUGUUCAUAGAAAGGAGAAUGAGCUGAUAUUGCUGUUUUUAUUUUUUCCACUGUUUAAAUAUUAACAUAGACGUUUUGACCAUUUUUGGUCGAAACCGUAGACACCAAAACCAGCUUGUUGCUAUAAAUGAUAUUUCUGUCAUGCUCCUUUUUUUUUUUUUUUUUUUUUUGUCUUCAGGGUGUGCACAUUUUUGCACUCAUGUGUAACCCUACUAGAUGCUUGAAUGCAAAUUGUGAAAAGGAAAGAGAAAAUGUCUCUGAGGUCACAGGCUGAGUGUGUAGUGAUUCGUGUGAAAUUCACGUGAAGGCCCAGAUCCUGUUCUGAACCACUGAACAGCAGAUUUCAGAUUGCAGUUGUGCACAUUUCCUCCCCUGAGGAUUGUCAAGUGUUGACUUUAAAGCGAAAAAUCAAUGUUUUUUUUUGUAAUAAAAAGGACAAAAUAUGAAUUUUCCUAACCCCAUGUGAUUUCUUUUUUUUUUUUUUUAUGUUAAGAUGUAGUUUUUAAGUGCAUGAAGCUCUGUGCAACAGCUCUCUCAACUGUCCAAGAUUUGCAAUGACACGAUUGUAAAGUGAUUCGUUUUAUUAUUUAUUUAAUGCAUCAGUUAAAAUUUUCUCGAUCAAAUGAAAUGUCUUCAGUGUAUUGGCUACAUUUCUUUUUCUACCAAGACUGACAUGUACCACUUUUUUAAAUCCGCGUAUCUGUUUGUUUUAUUUUUGUUCCACUCAUCCAUCAGUGCAGUCGUACAUUUCAAGAUGACGUAAGAGUUUUGUGAGAGAGAACACGAGGAAAUAAAAGAUAUGAAAAGAA